GAAGUGCCCCGUGCAGGUUCGCGUUGCCAGGAGAGCAGUGCGCGAGACGAGAAGCGCGUUAGAGGCUGCCGCAGAGAGCUCGAUACAGCUGUGUUGUGUUUGUUUUUUUCUCUCUCUCUCCUCUCCGGAAACCGAUAUAAUCACACAUUUCCAAAGGACUUUUCAUGCUUUUGCGACAACAAGGACAUUAUACAGGGUGGUCGAGGUAUGACACUGACCAGGGGCUCCUUCACUUACUCAACUGGAGAAGAGUACAGUGGUGAAUGGAAGGAAGGAAGGAGACAUGGAGUAGGGCAACUGAAGUUCUCUGAUGGCACUUGUUAUAGGGGUCAUUUUGAGAAUGGUCUGUUCCAUGGCUCUGGGGUCUUAAUGUUCCCUGAUGGAUCCAGGUAUGAAGGUGAAUUUGCCCAAGGAAAAUUCCAGGGUGUUGGAGUUUUUAGCCGAUUUGAUGGUAUGAAGUUUGAAGGAGAAUUUAAAAAUGGCCGUGUGGAAGGACAUGGCUUACUGACAUUUCCGGACGGUUCCCAUGGUAUUCCACGGAAUGAAGGGGUCUUUUCUGACAACAAGCUGCUGAAGCGGGAGAAGAGCCAGGCGGUGGUGCAGAGGGCCCGGAGCUCAGCCUGCACUGCACGCAGUCUCUCUGUAUGAUCAACACACUAAUGAUCUGAUAAUCACCAUGCUGCUGCUCUCAGAUCAGCUUCCCAAACUCCACUCCUACUGCAGAGGCAAACAUCGAGAGUAAAACUGAUUCAGGAUCUGCACAUAGAGCUCUUUUUCAUGUGGGCGUUGCAGCAGACCCUCAGGAAUGGAUAACAGGGUUUCCUUUCCCUCUGUCUCACUUUCUCAGUGCCGGUCUGCGUCUGAUGCCUCUAGCUUAGAAUAUAUAUAAAAACUGGGCAAGUUUAUUAUAAUGCAUCAGUUUGAACUAUUUCAUCUUAGAUAAUGGAGAAACCAAAGUCACCAUCAACAACAUGGGGCUACUGAGUGUUGGAAAUGAGGAGUCUGUGUGUAACAGUGAGUUUAUUUGCCUUUGUGAGACUGUGAUUGUGCACCUUCUUUAUUAUUUAUCUAUUUAUUUAACAUGUUUAUUUAAAUGUUAUUUCAAGCAUUUGUUUAUUUAGGUAGAAACAAUCUCACGCAAAUAUAAAUUCACUUAAACUUAUACAAAAAUGUAAUAUCUGGAGUUGUAUAUACCUCAUAAAAAAGACACUGGAUAUCCAGUAUUGAUGUUCGAGAUAAUGAUAAGCCUGUACACGCGGGGGACAUAUUUUGAGUACAAAGCCAAUGAUGUGCUUUUAAUUGAAAUCAGGCAGUAUAGACAAUGAAGAGUGCCACACAGGUGAUCCUCCUGCCUGUGUGCAUUUUGACCAGUGUGUUUCAUUUAUCUUCAUGCACUUUGUGUAAUGUUUUCUGAUACAUGUAAGGUCAGAAAUGUGAAGUCAGGCUAGAAUGACUGUAAUUAUGGUACCUGCACUGUAAAAGCAUGUAUUUGAUCAUUUUUAUUUAUAAUGGUUAUGAGGAGGACCGGAAAGGUUGCCUUUUUAUCUUCACCAUAAUAGCAUUCAUCCCGUCUUCUAAGAACCAACAUAAUCAUGGGUGUGGCUGUAGUCCAUUGAUCCUUAUGUCAGUGGUGUAUUUUGCUUGUCACUCAGUUUGUGUAAUGAUUCUAUUUUUAUCAUCCACAUAAUGACUGCCGGAUAUUGAGAAAACAGAUCUGAAACCCGGAGUUAGGCGGAUUUUUAAACAGUGAUGAACAUAAUGUCCUCGACCUUAGGGGAAAUUACACCUAUUCAUAACACUGACAAGGUAUUAGUGUUGUUAAGGCUUUACACUGAUAUUGUAGAUGCCUAAAUAUUGACUAUACAGCUGAAAAAAAUAUAAUAACUGGUUCACAACACAAUUAUAAAUGAUGCAUUUUUUGCUUUUUGUUUGAUUAGCUAAUUGUAGUUACACUGUUUCACCAUGUGCAAUGUCUAAAAGGAGCUGUACUCAUUAAUUUAUCUAUUUUCUGAUACCAAAAUGUGUACUAACUUCAGUAUUUACUUGAAAAGUUUGGAAAGAGUGAAAAUGCGGAAAAUCUGUUUUUCUUUCAGGAAAAAAAUAUAACAGGAAUUAAAAAAUGAUGA
Messenger RNA from Hemibagrus wyckioides, 2126 nucleotides. RefSeq names its product MORN repeat containing 4 (gene morn4). The record is from RefSeq and is a predicted model, not a curated record. Bases 208 to 648 code for a protein of 146 amino acids. The transcript has 5 exons. Lineage: Eukaryota; Metazoa; Chordata; Actinopteri; Siluriformes; Bagridae.